Molecule: messenger RNA, 3819 nt
Organism: Hydra vulgaris (swiftwater hydra)
Lineage: Eukaryota; Metazoa; Cnidaria; Hydrozoa; Anthoathecata; Hydridae
Product: von Willebrand factor A domain-containing protein DDB_G0292028
Source: RefSeq, a predicted model, not a curated record
AAAAUAUGAUAAAAAUUUAUUACAGUCUACUAACAUAUACGAUGUCAAAAUUUAUAUCUGGUUUAUUAAUUCGUACUUGAUAAAUCAAAACAAAUGUCUGGUUUAAUCAAUCGUACGACCUUGUAUCCUCUUCAUCUUCGAUCAUCAACGAUUUUUGCCGAAAUAAAAGGCUUUACAUCAAGAACAACAGCAAUUUUAACUUAUUACAACCAUAAUCGCACUAAUAUCGAAGGUCUUUUUAUUUUGCCACUGACGCAUAACAGUACCAUAGUGGAGUUCGAAUGCUUAGUGGAAGGUCACUAUAUAUCGGCUAGCAUUAAACACAGUAAAGAGAUAGAAAAUAAAGAAAUCUUAUUUGGUAAAGAACAGAUGCACGACGACGUGUUUAAUAUUUGCAUCGGCAAUAUAGCCCCAUGGGUUUUGGUGGAAAUUCAGGUGACAAUAGUUAGUGAAUUAUGCAUGACAUUAAACGGUGACGCUCUUCAUUACAAACUACCGCAAACAUUCUCUCCUAAAAUCGUUACAGAAGUUGAUGUAAAACAUGCUUAUAAAAUGAGAGCCGAAUCUACUUUAGGAUAUAGCUUUCAAAUCGAAAUGCUUAUUGAAGCACCGUGUUUGUUAUGCGGUAUUCAAUCAAACACUCAUCCUAUACAAGUUGAUGCGCCUCCCUUUUCUCUAUCUGGAUCAAAACUUCGGGUAUCAUUACCAGAAAACUACACUCCAUCUGACAACGUAUUUGAACUUGUAAUGUUUUUGUGCCGACCACGAGAACCGUAUAUAUUUAUUGAAGAACCAAGUGAACAAAAAAACGCAAAAAUUAAAACAAAUCCAAUUAGUAACAUUAUGAAUAACCCAAUAUUAAUGCUGAGCUACUCUCCGGAAAUUUUAAAUCAGUAUGACGAACUAAACCACGAAUCUCCAAUAGAGCAGAUUGGCGAGUUCCUUUUCAUUAUUAAUUGCAAUAUUAUUAACGACAUGUUAAAAAACGAUUUAAGAGAUAGUUGGAUAUUAUUAAUGAAAAGCCUUCCUGAAAACUGUUACUUUAAUGUAUUUCAUAUAAGUAAACAACCACUAUUCUCUUGUUCCCAGGUAAACAAUGAAGAAAAUCAUAUUGCAGCAAUUGAGUACAUUGGAGUGGAAACGAAUAUCCAAAGACCACCAUCCUUACUUGAAGCUGUUGAAUGGCUUUAUAAUACAGAUGAAAUCGAACAUGUUCCUAAACAAGUAUUGCUGGUAACUUUGGGUAACUUGUUCCAAUGCAAAGAAACAUUAGAAGUAGUAAAAAAAAAAAAUUACAAAGCUCGGAUUUUUGUAUUUUGCAUGGAAAAUGAUAAUGAAAUCUUCUUUCUACAAAAACUUUCUCAUCUUACAAAAGCAAAAAACUACACAUUUAACGAAAAAGAAAACUUACAAGUUAAGAUUAUUGAAGGUUUAAACAGCGCUCUUCAACCAGCUAUCACUGACCUUAAAGUGUCAUGGAUCUUACCAGAUGCAUACGACGUUAUCUAUACACCAGAAAAUUUACCACCUCUUUAUUAUCAAGAUCGCUUGAACUUGUUUGCCAUUCUUGCCACAAAAGAAGAUGAUGAAAAAGAUGAGGAGUCUGGUAACUCUAUAAAAGAAUUUUGGUUUGAAGAUUUCUAUCCCAUAGAAGAAAUUGUUUUUGAGCCCUACGUAAAAAGAGACUUUCCGUUAGAAAACGAAAAAAUAUCAGACAAAUAUAACGUAUGCACAUGUUUAGACAACGAAAAUGAAGUAUUCUUGACUGAAGAUGAAGUUAACAAACUUCAUGAAAAUACUUUUGUAAAAAAAAAAAAAUCAAUGGAGAAGAUACAGUCGUGGAAAAUUUCAAAACACCCAGAUGAAAUUGAUGAUAUUUUAGACAAAGAAUUAAAUAGUAAUUCCGAUAUUAGAAAGCUUUAUUUACAACAACAUGACUUAGAAAGGUAUCUUAGAAAUAAAAAUGGUGAUAGUUCUAAAAGCACAAGCAGUAUUAAUUCGGAUACAUCUAACACAAGCAGUCUUUUCUUUUCCUUUCCAGGUUAUCCAACUAGGUUAAGCUCUUGUCGUAGUCUUGAUACACGAUCACCUCAUGUGUCAAAAUACUUUGAUGAUGAAAUUCCUGAGGACUUGAUAAGCCAAACACUUAUUUUAAAUGAUAAAGUAAAAUGUAAAAAAAUAACUCAAGCCUUGAUAAAUGAAAAUGCUAACACUCAUAUACUUGAUUAUUCAAAUGAAGAUUUAUUAUCUCAAUUAUUAGAAAGUGAAAUAAGUGAGAAAAGAAGUCAAUUACACGAAUGGGUUAAUCUUCAGGAAGAAAUGAUACAGUGCACAUGGCCUAAAACCUUCCAAAAAAAAAAGAGCAGUGAAUGGCGAGACAGUGGUUUUGGGAGAUACUCUUCUACUGAUCAACGUUCUAGCGACUUAGAAGAUGAUGUUCGAAGAAAAAGUUUUUCACAAUCUUCUAGUGGCUAUUCAGAAAAUGAAGACAUAAAUUGCAUUGUAGAUAGGUGCAAAAUUAUAGAACAAAAAAAGAAAACUUUAUCAAAUCCUCACAUCGAAAAUUUAGAAGACCAACAACCAAAAGAACCAUCAGUAGAAACUAACAGAAAAAACUCUAAACCAAAAGUAAUAAUAACAUCAUUCAUUAACAAACUACGAUCAUUUGUAAAUACGGUCUCAGAAAAGUCUAAAAAUAAAACACCAUCUUCUGAUAGUAUAACAUCACUUCCACAAACAUUGAAAAAAAAGUUGCUUAGUCGCACAACAUCUAAUGCAGGUAAUAUGACUUUAAAAAAAGAAACUGAAAAUGAAAACGACUUAACACAAAUAUUAGAAGACUUAAUAACAAAGGAAACAACAGGUAAACAUCUGAGUAAAUCAAAUAAAAAGCGAUCUGUCAGUAGAAAUCCACCUAUAAUUGAAAACUCAAGAACAUUUAGUUCUUCAUCUAUAUUUGAAAUCGGACAAUCUGAAAUCGGAGAUGUUAACAACUUGCAACUGCAUCCAACUCAAGCUCUUAUAUAUUUAUCAGGUCAACUAGGAAAGCAUCCGUUUAAGAGAAUUAUACCUUUUCAAUUACAUUUCAAUACUGUACAAAACUCAAGUGAAUUGAAUAAAACAGUGAUGCAUCAACUUGCGGCAAAAUCAAUAAUUAAAGAUCUCGAGAUGCAACUUGAUGAUGAAAUAUUUGAAGCAAAAAGUCAAAUGUAUAUCAAAUCACUUAUUGCAGAAGUAAGUGUUGCAGCCCAUAUACCAUCAAAAUACACAAUAUUAACUUUGAAUGAUGACAAGUGCAAUGAAAAACAAAUAACUAGCAUAUGUACAGAAAGCACAGAAAAAGGACAUGAAAUGCAAAAGAAGUUAAACUACAUCACAAACUCUACCAAAAUAUGGCAAAUGAUCAAUCCCCUUACAUCAAUAACAAACCAUAACAGAAUAGUCAAAAAAAGUUUUAUAAACUUAAUAGAAUUAAUGCAACAUGAUGGAAGUUGGGUACUUAGCAAUACCUUAGCAAGCAUAAUUUCUGUGAACUUUAUACAGCUACAAGAAAGCUGCCCGUUUGAAGUCUGUAGAGAACAGAUAAAUCAAUUCGAAAAUUAUGAAAACAUAUGGACUACUGCAAUUGCAUUGUCAUGGCUUGAUAUGUUUUGGAAAUCGACAUACUCUCACUGGAUAUUAAUAAACCAGAAAUCAAUGCAUUGGUUAAUGAGACAAAAUUUGCCAAAUGGGUUUGAUUUAAACGACAUUCUUUUGUUAAGUCAGCAAACAUUAAAUAUUUUAUAUACCAGGUGAAAAUAAAAAAAGAAUACCAUUAAA